Molecule: messenger RNA, 2085 nt
Organism: Pocillopora verrucosa
Lineage: Eukaryota; Metazoa; Cnidaria; Anthozoa; Scleractinia; Pocilloporidae
Product: tetratricopeptide repeat protein 29-like
Biological process (GO): cilium movement
Cellular component (GO): cilium
Molecular function (GO): protein binding
Source: RefSeq, a predicted model, not a curated record
GACGUCACAGCUAAUGGUGCUUCGUGAUCAAAAAACAUGGCGAAAAUUGGGAAUGAUACUUUCGUUUGGACGGGAGAAGUGUUAUCUUUGAUGAAGUGAUCGAUUUGCGGUGGAAACAGUAUUAACGUUUAGAAGACCUCUUCAGAACUCAAGAUGACCUCACUGGCUACUGCGCUUCCUCCUAUCAAAGUUGGUGGCCAGGUCACUCAGCAGGUCAUUCGACAUGUCCCAUCUCCACCAGCCAAAGGUUCCUCUUUAGGAAGUCCAUUACGAAGUAGCAGAGGAAUACAAAGACCAGAAGGCUCCUUUGUAAGGAGUCCUCCUUCUGAUCUGAAGAAAACAGCUAGUUAUGAAAAGAUUGACACUUCGAGGUAUCGGAAUACCUAUGAGCACAAUCUUUGCCUUGACAUGUUGAAAGAAGGUUUCCAUCAGUCAUUUCAAGAGCUGUUUAAUUUGAUGGAGAAACAGAAACAAGAUAUAAAAAGUUUAGGAGCAGACUCUGGUCUGUCCGAUCAACCUUUGUUAGAAGAUCAACCAGAGAAACUCGACCAACUGAAAUAUCAUCUAACAACAGCAGAGGCAGCAAAGAGAAGGGGCAAGAUGGACCAAGUUUAUCACAGCUUAUUGGCCCUGGCAAGAUUCUUUGAAGAGGCUGGUGACUUUUGGCUUUCAGAUCACUUUUAUGGCUCUUGUUUGAAGACAAGUCUGAAGAUUAGAGGAGAUGGAAGAAGGAAGGAAUCAGAGGCUAACUGCAACAUGGGAUUGGCCUCUGAGAAAAGAGGGGACUUGUUCAAAGCAGCAGAGUAUUUAGAAUCAUUUUACAACUUGACUAAAGGGCGACUGUGGCAGACAGAUGAUGGAGAAAAUCUACAUUCACUCUCUUGUGGACACCUUAGGAGAGUGUAUACAACCAUGGCAGAUGAGGUUAAAGAGGUUGACUUGAUGAAGUCAAUAGAAUAUCUCCUGAAAGCAUAUGGAAUGGCAAAAGAAAGUGGUGAUAGUCAACAAGAAGGUUUGGCUGGCUAUCGCUUGGGAUGUGCUUAUGAGGAGAUUGGAGAUGCUGAAACAGCCAUUCUGUAUCAUAAUGGGUACUUGGAGAAAUGCCAGCAGAACACAGAUGAUGUUGGAAUGGGGAGAGCUUGUCAGGCCUUAGCAAGAGCUUAUGAGUUGCAAGGAGAUGUGGAAAGUGCUAUGAAGUAUCUUGAGAUGUUUGUUGAGUUGGCUGAUCGAUCUCAGCAAUUACCAGAACAACAGAGAGCUUGUACAAGUCUUGGUUCUAUUUAUAACUCCCUGGGAAAGUAUGAAGAUGCUGUGCGCAUGUACAGGAGAGGCUUUGAGAUAGCUCAGGAUCUGGCUGCAGUUGAAACCACUGAAACAACAAGAGUGGAAUAUGGAGUUGCUUUGGCACACACUCUUCUUGCAGGCUACUCUCAAUGUAUGGAUCAGGUUAGCAAGAGUAAUAUACAAAGACUGCUUGACUUUAAGAGCUCAAGAUGGGACACUUUCUCAGAAGAAGCAACUCUUGGUGAUGAAGAGGGUGAAGAGAAUGAAGGAAGUCAGCCAAGCAGUGUUGUGGGUACAGGAGAAAGUGAGGACUCAGUUGAGGGGGAGGGUGACAAGGAAACUAGAACUACUGACCCUACUGCCGAAGGAGAAACCAAGGAUGUGCAAAUGAAUGGUGGAUCAGAUUCAGGGGUGACAAGUGAAGGAGAGAAUGGGAAAGAUGACCAUCUUGAAAGUCAACCAACAGAGUAAAGUAUUUGCAAAAGAACAUUGAAACAAAAAAAGAUAAAUGUAUACAUGACUUGUGAGAUAUAAUUCAUUCAAACUGAGUGUGAGCAGAACAAGGGUCCACUGGGAGUCACACCAGAUUUUGCUGAAGAAUGGGUCAGUGUACUCCAGUCAGUAACCUUUGGCAAAGUGAUUCUAUUUUCUUACAAAUGAACAAAGAUUCCCUUUUGAUGUGACUAAUUUGCCAGACCAUCUAAUCUUUAAAAAGAGUGUUAUAAGAAUGGCAGGCUGCUUAUUUAUUUCUUGUCACAAUUCAUCAUUCCUCUGUUAAAUUGAAGGGUUUGUUACCAGUGA